Molecule: messenger RNA, 396 nt
Organism: Colletotrichum siamense
Lineage: Eukaryota; Fungi; Ascomycota; Sordariomycetes; Glomerellales; Glomerellaceae
Exons: 3
Coding region: 1-396 (131 amino acids)
Source: RefSeq, a predicted model, not a curated record
AUGUCCAAGUCCAAGGCCCCCCUCUUCCUCGGUCUCACUGCCGCCGGUGGUGUCGGUUACUACCUCUACAGCGCGGGCGGCAACCCCAACGCUGCCGAGAAGAAGUUUGAGAGCGACGUCCACAAGGCUUCUGCCGAGAUCAAGUCACACAUCCCUGGCCGCACUCCAGACGCCCAGAAGGGCUUUGGCGAUGCCGGUGCCCGCGCCGGCGCCAGAAUCGACUCUGCUGCUGCUGAGGCAGACAAGCAGUUCUCCUCUGCAAAGAGCACCGCCGAGGCCUACGCCAAGGAUGCUAAGGCUGAAGCCCUGAAGAAGAUUGACCAGUUCGACAAGAAGGUCGAGGAUGGCACUGCCAAGGCCAAGAGCGGCGUCUCCAGCUGGUUUGGCGGAAAAUAA